Messenger RNA from Elaeis guineensis (African oil palm), 2249 nucleotides. Its product is annotated as transmembrane 9 superfamily member 3. Gene Ontology annotation, cellular component: membrane. Lineage: Eukaryota; Viridiplantae; Streptophyta; Magnoliopsida; Arecales; Arecaceae. The record is from RefSeq and is a predicted model, not a curated record. Gene Ontology annotation, biological process: protein localization to membrane.
CGUUUGCGUACGUGUGCAGUUGGGCUUCUUAUACCGAGGGGCUCUCGCUAUUAUGGUGCACGGAAGAGGUACAUAUCUUCACGUAAAGGGUGUGGAAAGAGAGAUGAGGAAGAAGGCGAUGGCUCCGGCGGCGGUGGCGGCGCUGCUGCUGUGUUUCGGGAUCGCCGGAGUCGUAUCGAGCGCCUCCGACCACCGCUACAAGCCGGAGGAUCCAGUCCCCCUUUAUGCCAACAAGGUCGGCCCCUUCCAGAACCCUAGUGAGACCUAUCGGUACUUUGAUCUUCCCUUCUGCACCCCAGAGCAUGUGACUGAGAAGAAAGAAGACCUUGGUGAAGUUUUGAAUGGGGACCGCCUCGUUGUUGCCCCAUACAAGCUUGAUUUCCAUGUCAAUCAAGAUUCCAAAGUGGUCUGCAAGAAGCAGCUAACAAAAGAAGAUGUGGCAAAGUUCAGGAAUGCCGUAAUCAAAGACUACUAUUUUCAGAUGUACUAUGAUGACCUUCCUAUUUGGGGAUUCAUUGGCAAGGUUGACAAGGAAGGCAAGGACCCAAGCGAGUACAAGUACUUCCUUUACAAGCAUAUCCACUUUGACAUUCUCUACAAUGAUGACCGUGUGGUCGAGAUUAAUGUUCAUACUGAUCCCAAUGCACUGGUGGAUGUCACGGAGGAUGGCGAUAUUGAAGUCGAGUUUUUAUAUUCUGCGACGUGGAAAGAGACAACCACACCCUUUGAGAAGAGAAUGGAUAAGUACUCGCAGUCCUCUUCACUGCCACAUCACUUGGAGAUCCAUUGGUUCUCGAUAAUUAAUUCAUGCAUCACAGUUCUUCUCUUGACUGGAUUUCUUGCCACGAUUCUCAUGCGGGUGCUGAAGAAUGAUUUCGUCAAGUAUGCUCAUGAUGAGGAGUCAGCUGAUGACCAAGAGGAGACUGGGUGGAAAUAUAUUCAUGGGGAUGUCUUUAGAUUCCCAAAGAACAAGUCACUUUUUUCUGCAUGUCUUGGUUCUGGCACACAGUUAUUCGCUCUCACGGUUUUUAUUUUUAUUCUUGCACUUGUUGGGGUAUUCUAUCCCUACAAUCGUGGAGCUCUUUUUACAGCUCUGGUGGUCAUCUACGCGCUUACUUCAGGCAUUGCUGGUUAUACUGCUACCUCUUUCUAUCGUCAGCUUGAAGGGACAAACUGGGUGCGGAAUUUGCUGUUGACCGGAUGCCUGUUUUGUGGGCCUCUAUUCCUGACAUUUUGCUUCCUAAAUACUGUUGCCAUUGUUUAUAGUGCUACUGCAGCAUUACCAUUUGGCACCAUCAUUGUUAUUGUUCUCAUAUGGACGCUGGUGACUGCUCCUUUGCUUGUUUUGGGUGGAAUUGCUGGUAAAAACAGCAAGACAGAGUUCCAAGCUCCUUGUCGUACCACCAAGUAUCCUAGAGAGAUUCCACCAUUGCCCUGGUAUCGAGAAACAAUUCCACAGAUGGCAAUGGCCGGGUUUCUGCCUUUCAGUGCCAUCUAUAUUGAACUUUACUACAUAUUUGCAAGUGUGUGGGGCCACAGGAUUUACACCAUAUAUAGCAUUCUCUUUGUGGUUUUCAUUAUUCUCCUCAUUGUCACCGCUUUCAUUACUGUAGCACUGACCUACUUUCAGCUGGCUGCUGAAGAUCAUGAAUGGUGGUGGAGGUCUUUCCUUUGUGGGGGGUCGACUGGCUUAUUUGUUUAUGGAUACUGCUUAUACUACUACCAUGCUCGCUCAGAUAUGUCAGGUUUCAUGCAAACUUCUUUCUUCUUCGGGUAUAUGGCUUGCAUCUGUUACGGUUUCUUCCUGAUGCUCGGAAUGGUGGGUUUCCGUGCUGCCUUGCUGUUUGUUCGUCACAUAUACAGGUCCAUCAAGUGCGAAUAGCCAGUUCCCAGAUUUAGAUCAGAUACAUGCUUCUCUUUUCGGCUAUGUAAGUGUUGCUUAUAGAGAAAGGAACAUGUGAGCGAUGUGCUAAAGGCUGAAUUUACAUACAGCUUGGCAGCAGCAGCAGCAACAGUCAAGUAGGAUCAUUACUUCUAGAAAUAGGUACUUGGGCCUAUGAAUCAUAAAGUUUGGUGGGAUAGCCCUUGUGGUAAUUUGUAUUUUUUCUGCUUCCAAUUCUCUUUCUUAUCAUGCUAGGAAGUUUGUAUCCAUCCAUGCAUCUGGACAUUUCCUCAAACAGAUUCCUUCUGAUACCUGGAUCUAUCAUAGAAGUCUAGUUUUCUAUACUUACGAUGAACUUAUGUUUGCA